This is a messenger RNA of Aspergillus sclerotioniger CBS 115572, 357 nucleotides long. RefSeq lists its product as uncharacterized. The record is from RefSeq and is a predicted model, not a curated record. The transcript has 2 exons. NCBI's taxonomy places the organism in Eukaryota, Fungi, Ascomycota, Eurotiomycetes, Eurotiales, Aspergillaceae. Bases 1 to 357 code for a protein of 118 amino acids.
AUGAGUAAGGUCGCCUUGGUUUGUCAAGCCGCGAGGUUCCUGGGCCAAGUCCUCCGCCAUGUCCCAAAUGAGUCGGUAUUCCAUGAUGAUAGCUGGGUACAUUUAGAUCGGUCCCUGCAGUCGAUUCUAGCCGCUUGUCUCGAUGUCGACAGCCCGCAUUAUGACCAAUUUACCUUUUUCGCUCUGGUUGCACUGCAUGCGCCCUGGCUUUUCUCGGAUGGCACCGAUGCAGCUCACACAGACCGGGCUUGGUGUGCCAAGGGCAUCGUUGAGAUCACCGACUUGGUGGAACGGCAAUGCUUUUUCGGUCGCGACCCAGCAGACAUGUCACCUUGGGAGCUUUUUUCGCAUAUCUAA